ACUAUUUCCUCCGGUCGAUCGCGUUUUUGUGAAAAACUGACGUCGCGUGCAGGUUGUGUGGGGUGGGAAAAAUGAAGUGCAAAGUGAAGAUGAAAAUUUGAGUGAAAUUGUGACUUGUACAAAUAGAAAAAAAAUAAUUGAAACAGUGAUUUUUAUGUGACAUAUGAUAGAAGAAAAUGACACCGCAAUGGAUUACCGGAUUAUUGCUUGGAAUUUUGCUGCCUUUCAACGUUGCCGACUGGAAUUUCUUCAAGUGUUACGAAACGGCGAAAAAGUGUCCCAACGAAAAUAUAACGUUCUGGCUGUACACCAGAGAAACCCAGUACGAACCGACUGAGCUUAGCAUGUUUGACCCGGAAGCGAUAAGCCGGGCUCCGUUCGUGCUGGACCGCCCGUUGAUCGUCCUAAUUCACGGCUACACGGGCCACCGUAAUUACGCCCCAAACACCUCGAUCCGGCCGGCUUACCUGGCGUACGACGAGUUCAACAUUAUCUCGCCCGAUUACAACCCGCUGGCCCAGGAACCGUGCUACUACCAGGCCGUCCGGAAUCUUCCCACGGUGGCCAACUGUACGGCCCAGCUGCUGGAUUACCUCAUCGACCAGCAGAUGUUCACGCUGGAUGAUAUCCACGUGGUGGGGUUCAGUCUGGGUGGGCAAACGUCCGGCAUGAUCUCCAACUACCUGCGGGCGGGCAAGCUUCGGCGAAUCACCGGCCUAGAUCCGGCCAAGCCCCUCUUCAUAACCGCACCCAACGAGUACAAACUGGACCAGUCGGACGCGGAGUUUGUUCAGGUGAUCCACACGGACGUGUUCGCUCGGGGGAUCCUUCAUCCGAGUGGUCACACCGACUUUUACAUCAACGGUGGCGUCGAACAGCCCGGCUGCAACGCCCAGAUGAUGAUGACUACGGGCGAGUGCAACCACAACCGGGCGCCGGAGUACUACGCGGAAUCGAUCGCCACGGAAGUGGGCUUCUACGGGUAUCGGUGUGCCCACUGGUACCUGUACAUGCUGGGGCUGUGCCCGGUUCGUGAGGACAGCCAGCUGGCCCUCAUGGGCGCGUACACGCCGAAUACAACGCGUGGUCUGUACUUCCUGAACGUCAACAUGAACCCACCGUACGCCCAGGGCAAAAACUUCACCCUCCGAGACGAGUUCCCGAUUCCGUGACCCCUCUAGACCCCACUAUUUUACCCUAAACUCCUCUGUAGACCUAAGAGACCCACCCAACCUUCGAUGUACAUGAGCGCGAGUAGAGAAAAAUAAAUUGAA
Molecule: messenger RNA, 1274 nt
Organism: Culex quinquefasciatus (southern house mosquito)
Lineage: Eukaryota; Metazoa; Arthropoda; Insecta; Diptera; Culicidae
Product: pancreatic lipase-related protein 2
Exons: 4
Coding region: 177-1172 (331 amino acids)
Biological process (GO): lipid metabolic process
Molecular function (GO): lipase activity
Source: RefSeq, a predicted model, not a curated record